AUGCCGGGUGUCCUCGGAGCUGCCUCCAUCCCCUUCAUCGCCUGCGUCACACUGCUGAUGGCCAUGAUACUUCAGGUGUUGUCCUUUGCUGCUCCCUUCUGGGCUUAUGAUAACAACGGAGACUUUGGCCUGUGGAGGAAGUACCUCUGCCUGGCGGCAAAUGGAGGCAGUCCUAACAACGACUUGGGUUGCUAUAAACAAGAUCAUCCAUGGUAUAUUGGUGACUGGCUGGAUGCUGUUCGAGCCAUGGAGUCCCUGGCCAUCAUUUUCUGGGCCAUCCCAUUGGUUAUCAUCCCCGUCUACAUCUAUGUGGCCCUGGGACUUUACUACCGCUGCUUGCUAGGCACCAUGACAGCACUGACGCUGUUGGGAGCGAUUUGCAAUUUAAUUGGUUUCCUGGUGUACGCAGCGCAGAUUGCUAAAAACGACACUUGGUUUGCUGGCUGGUGUUUUAUUCUCUGCAUCAUCGCCGACGCCUUUGGAUUUCUAUCAUUUGUCAUUCUGGUGAUAGCCACCUGCAAAAAGCCAGAGUUCACACUGGACCAGUAUUACACAUCUGGCUAUUUCAUUCACCCAGAGCGGGAUGAGUUGUACAUCAUCGGCAACAUGGAGCCUGUAAAAGAUGCCAGCAUUUAUAAUGGUGGCCAUGUUAACCCUGUCCUGGUUGCAGAAUAA
Candidula unifasciata is the source of this 675-nucleotide messenger RNA. NCBI's taxonomy places the organism in Eukaryota, Metazoa, Mollusca, Gastropoda, Stylommatophora, Geomitridae. The record is from the annotation of a GenBank genome assembly.